Messenger RNA from Cuscuta campestris, 1292 nucleotides. Lineage: Eukaryota; Viridiplantae; Streptophyta; Magnoliopsida; Solanales; Convolvulaceae. The record is from the annotation of a GenBank genome assembly.
CCCUAAUCCGGGAGACAGACCGUCACUGUAGCAAAACAGAGUUUCUCAAGCAUGCAGCAGCAAAGAAGAAGAAGAAGAAGAAGAAGAAAGGAUAUGGUGAUGGAACCAAAGCAGUGCGUGGUGUUUGGUAUUUGGUGGGGGAAUCGGUCGGGAUAUGACUGGUAUGGUUUCGACAGUUUAUUCAGUCUCGUGGAAGCAUUGAAAGGCAGUUAUGAUUCCGAGGACAAUUGUGGUUAUGAUUCUGAUGAUGUUGGUCACAUCUUCUUUGAGUUUGAUAUAUUCAAUCAAGCGAAGCUUGCAAACGGAUGCCAAGAAAGGAGGCACGGGCUGGGUUUUUUCUCAAUCGGAAGCGAGAACGAAGAAAGACGCUUGUCUGGGCUUUGAUUGACGCCAGAGCUUUCACCUCCCUAACCUCACCUACCGCUGUCUCACCUACGCCACCUGUCCCUCACGCCAUCGUCGUACGACAAUGAAGGGAAUGAAGGAUUUGUCAAAGAAGCGCAAAAGGUUUGGAAGAUUAUCCUGCUAAAAUACAAAGAGAACUGGAAAAAAAAUCACCUAAAACAGAGGGCGAUCCAACCACUGAUGAAGUGGUAUUGAAAGAUGCUGAAAGAGAAAGUGCAGAAACAAGAAGAAGACUGAAGAGAAGGAUUAAAAAAAGGAGCAAAGGAGAAGAAAAAGGAAAACGAAAGCUGAAAAAGUGGAAAAGUCAAACCAGUUAGAAGAAAAAGUUUUUGAAUCGACUACUGAAGAAUCUUCCGAAGCUGAGCUCAAUGAAUCACAGUAAGUGGACAAACACAGUGGGACGGAGAGAGUAUUAUCUUAUCCCAACGAGAAGAGGAUAAACAGUUCGAACGUGGAGUACAUAUUCUGAGAUACAUACCUGAUUCUGGUGAAAUCCUUGAGGCAAAAUGGUCAAGCGAGAAUCAGAAUCAAGAUAAUGGAUGAUUGGCGGACACAUACACCCACACAAAAUCGAAAACCAUGCAACCGGCAGGAGGUUACAACCGACGGAAAAGGUGCCGGCGACGAUGGAGUCGAGGUUUUGAGGAAGGAGACAGGCGGCGGACGAUGGAGUCGAGGUUGUAACCUACUCCGUAAAACAUUUGGGUUGGGAUGAGACUAAUGACGGAGGUAAUGACUAGUGAGUAGUGACCAGCCCACUUUAGGAUUUUAGACUAAAGAGAAGAAAAGAACGAAGAACUGAAGAAAAGAGAAAAAAACAGAGAAAAAAAAUGUACAGAGAGUGGGUAGAUCAAAAGGGGAGGAAGAAAGAAAAAGAAGAGAAAAGA